UCUCAUUCAUUCAUUCUCAUUCGCAGCCGCGACUACAAUUUCUUCUAUACAUACUAUAAUUGACUAAUCCGCGCUUGUGUUGUGGUAUAAAGAGAUGGAUGCUGAACACGAAAUGACAUCCGAAAUACAAAACUUUUACAAAGAUAAAACUGUUUUCAUAACUGGCGGCAGUGGAUUUUUGGGCAAAGUGAUAAUUGAGAAGCUGCUACGUGCGACAGACGUGAAACGCAUCUAUGUAAUAAUCAGAGCCAAGCGGGGGCAGGAUAUGCUACAGCGGCUGGCAAGUUGGAAGGACGAUGGCGUAUUUGGUUUGUUGCUCAAAUCGAAGCCCGGCUGCUGGGUACGCAUAGUGCCCAUUGCCGGAGACUGUCAGCAGUUGGAUUUGGGUCUCAGCAAGGCGGAUCGACAGCUGCUGAUGGACGAGGUGCAGGUAGUGGUGCAUAGCGCGGCAACUGUGCGCUUUGUGGAACCACUGCAUGUGGCGCUGGACAUCAACACCCGUGCCACACGCCUCAUGAUGCAGCUGGCCAAGCAGAUGAAGCGUCUGGAGGCGUAUGUUCACGUGUCUACGGCCUACUCGAACUGUGUCAUUCAGCGCAUAAGUGAAUGCUACUAUCCGGAGAAUUUGAGCUGCAGCGCGGACACGGCUCUGACGCUGAGAGAGCAGCUCAGCGACGAGCUGAUGGACAGCAUGGCGCCAGCUCUGCUGGGCAAGUUCCCCAAUACAUACACCUACACAAAGGCCUUGGCGGAGCAGCUGGUCCAGACGGAAGCCGGUGCUCUGCCCGUAUGCAUCUUUCGGCCAGGCAUUAUUAUUGGCAGCUACAAGGAGCCCGUCUCUGGCUGGAUUGACAAUCUCUAUGGUCCCAUUUCCAUAUUCCUUGGCACUGCAGUGGGAAUUCUGAGAGUUAUUCGCAUUGACAUCCACUCACAAGCCAACAUAGUGCCCGUUGACUACUGCUCCAACUUGACCUUAGCCUGCGCCUGGCAAACAGCCAACGAUAAGAAUAAACCAAUUGGAGCAGCUGCGCCGCCCAUCUACAACUAUGUGCCCAGUGAUCACAACAUGCUCACCUGGGGUGGUUUCAAAAAGAAGGCGGAAAGCCUGGGCCACGUCUACCCGUUGACCAAAAUGAUAUGGCUGCCCAUUCUGCACACCAUUAGCACGCCCUGGCUCUUCAAUCUGGUCGCCUUCUUCUAUCACAUUCUGCCUGGCUACUGCAUCGAUGUGGUGCUGCGCCUGAGAGGCCGUACCCCACGCAUGCUUAAGCUCUACCAGAAGAUACACAAGAAUCUGGAGAUCAUUGCCCCGUUUACCCACUCCAAUUGGCAUUAUGAGACGCACAACACGCAGCGACUGUGGCAACGACUGUCCGCCCAGGACCAACAGCUCUUUGAGUUCGACAUGAGUAGCCUGGACUGGGAUGAUUAUUUGUACAAUACCUUGGGCGGCAUGCGCAUCUUUUUGGGCAAGGAGGAUCCUGGCGCUGAGUCACUGGAGCGCGGCAAAAAGAAAUUGAAACGCUUUUACAUACUCCAUCGGCUGCUGCAGUUCGUCCUGUGCAGUGGAGCUGCUGCCAUUUUGUGGUCGUUGCUUAAGUUUCUAAAUAACUUCUAGAUUCUAGUGUUUGUAUAACUAUAGAACUAGCUCAAU
Molecule: messenger RNA, 1654 nt
Organism: Drosophila hydei
Lineage: Eukaryota; Metazoa; Arthropoda; Insecta; Diptera; Drosophilidae
Product: fatty acyl-CoA reductase wat-like
Exons: 5
Coding region: 95-1618 (507 amino acids)
Biological process (GO): long-chain fatty-acyl-CoA metabolic process
Cellular component (GO): peroxisome
Molecular function (GO): alcohol-forming very long-chain fatty acyl-CoA reductase (NADP+) activity
Source: RefSeq, a predicted model, not a curated record